GUAAAAUUAAAAAUUAGGGGAUGGGUAUAAAUGACAGCUCAGGUUCGCCUGGUCACAGGAGGCCAGACUUUCCAGGGUUACAGUCUGACCUCUUGUUUUCUAAAGAGCACGUAAAAUAUAGUACGAAGUCAAAAAAGAAUUAGAACUUCGCAGUGAUAGUGGAAGCGCUGGAGGGCGAUGGCGGGAGGGCGCGAAGGGCCGAGACCCUUUUAGUACAGUGUGGAAAAAACAUCCGAAAGGUCUCUGGAGCCGAUGAACUACAAGGACGCCUAAGCGGUGUCCAGAGCUUAGUAACCUCGUGGUCUCUCAACCCAAAACGACGGGAAGAGCCCGAGCGGGGGAGGCUAAGAACGCCGUAGCCACGAGGCCAAGGAGCUAAAGCUGGCGUCGGUUUAACUCCUCCAGCGCCAAAAGAUGAAAGGGGAAGCAGAAAGGAGGGAAGAAGAUCCCGGGAGGGAACCGUACGGGCUGCCGCAAAACAGCUGGGAGCUUGAAACCCAUGGAGAAGUCACUUCUCUUUCCCUCGCUGACCACUUCUGCCGCGAACGACCGGGACAGUCGCAGCCGAAGCGGCGGGGGUGAGUCCUCGGGGGAGACCGAGUCGGAGUCGGGGCCCGGCGCUCCCAGAGGGCCAAUGACGCCGCCUUCCCCAGCCAGAGGCUCGCUCCUUUCUCCCGCCCUCACUUGCCUCGUCAGGCCUCCCCCAACGCCGUCCACUGCCCUUCCCAACCCCUAGGCGAAUCCAGGUUCAAGAGGUAGAAAAGCCGAUGCUGGCUCAGCAGGGCCGGAGACUACCGGCCGGCAGAAGCCCCACAGUGGCGGCCGCCAUUUUGGAGCUGGAGACUAGCGGCGGAGACGAGGAGGACCCAGGGCGAGACCAUCUCCGGGGGGUGGGCACGGUGCUGUGGGAAGGCGACGGCGCUCACGCCUGCACGCCUCGUCUGCGUGGAGCGAAAUUUUAUUCAGAAAUUAUUGGUAAUGUUUGGAAGCUAAAAAAAAUGAGAGGAGUCAACCCUGAGGAGGAAGAAGUAGUAUGAUUUGCUGGCGUCACCCCUCUGUUCCGUGCGGGCGCGGCGAAUGGCAGGUCCCGAGGUCGCAGCUUCCACUGGCGCCGGUGGCUGAGUUCCCCGUUGCCCUUGGUCUCGGGGUCGUUGUCGGCACUGAGGCUGCAGCUAUCAUGGUGAACUUACUUCAGAUUGUGCGAGACCACUGGGUUCAUGUUCUUGUCCCCAUGGGAUUUGUCAUUGGAUAUUAUUUGGACACAAAGAGUGAUGAACGGCUAACUGCCUUCCGGAACAAGAGUAUGUUAUUUAAAAGGGACUUGCAACCCAGUGAAGAAGUUACCUGGAAGUAAAGACUGGCUGGAUUAUCGAAUGUUCACAUUUUAAAGUUCUGAGAGAAAUAAAAACAUGAAGAACCUGAAA
Molecule: messenger RNA, 1424 nt
Organism: Nomascus leucogenys (northern white-cheeked gibbon)
Lineage: Eukaryota; Metazoa; Chordata; Mammalia; Primates; Hylobatidae
Gene: NDUFB1
Product: NADH:ubiquinone oxidoreductase subunit B1
Cellular component (GO): mitochondrion
Source: RefSeq, a predicted model, not a curated record